CGGGCUGUUUGGCAGAGGGCGUCGGGGCUAGGGCAGAAGACAGGGGCAGCGGGUGGGGCCCGGGUCGCAGCCGCCCCCGGGACUAGACUCAGUGCGGGUCCCUCAAUGAUGCCCGAGGGCCAGGGGGCGCCUGCCUCUCCCCAGGCGUUUCGGAGCAGCCCGGACAGGGGCUCGUCGGGACACGCAGCCUGCCCGCCGCCCCAGCUCCCGGCCCCGGGGCCCCCGGAGUCCCCGGAGUCCCCGGCCCCUCGUCGGGGCGCCAUCCGCGCCAGCUUCCCGCAGAAGCUGGCGGAGGCGCUGAGCAGCCAGUAUGGGCUGAACGUGUUCGUGGCGGGGCUGCUGUUCCUGCUGGCCUGGGCCGUGCACGCCUCGGGCGUGGGCAAGAGCGACCUGCUGUGCUUCCUCACGGCGCUCAUGCUGCUGCAGCUGCUCUGGAUGCUGUGGUACGUGGGCCGCAGCUCCGCGCACCGCCGCCUCAAGGACACGCACGCCGGCGCGCGCUGGCUCCGCGGUAGUAUCACGUUGUUUGCAGUCAUUACCGUCAUCCUGGGAUGCCUUAAAAUUGGGUACUUCGUUGGAUUUUCUGAAUGUUUAUCAGCCACAGAAGGAGUUUUCCCUGUUACCCAUGCGGUACAUACUCUGUUGCAGGUGUACUUUCUUUGGGGGCACGCAAAGGAUAUCAUCCAGUCUUUCAAAACACUGGAAAGGUUUGGGGUGAUCCACUCAGUGUUCACCAACCUGCUUCUUUGGGCGAACAGCAUCCUGAAUGAGUCAAAGCACCAACUUAACGAGCACAAGGAACGGCUCAUCACCCUGGGCUUCGGGAACAUAACAAUAGUUUUAGAUGACCACACGCCUCCAUGUAACUGCACACCCCCGACCCUCUGCUCUGCCAUCUCCCACGGGAUCUACUACCUCUACCCUUUCAACAUAGAAUAUCAGAUACUGGCCUCCACGAUGCUCUACGUCCUGUGGAAAAACAUCGGGCGCAAAGUUGACAGUCAUCAGCGUCAGAAGAUGCAGUUCAGGUCUCACGGGGUCAUGCUGGGCUCGGUACUGGGCCUGACCGCACUGGCUGCCACCAUUGGGGUCGUGGUGGUGUAUCUGAUUUGGAUCGGGCGUUCCAAAACCGGGAGCGAGUCAGCACUCAUCAUGUUCUACCUGUAUGCCAUCAUCUUGCUCGUACUCAUGGGGGCGGCAGGGCUGGCUGGGAUCCGGAUUUAUAGGCUAGAUGAGCAAUCACUAGACGAGUCCAAAAAUCCGGCCCGCAAACUGGACGCAGACCUGUUGGUGGGCACUGCCUCCGGCUCCUGGCUCAUCUCCUGGGGCUCCAUCCUGGCCAUCCUCUGUGCCGAGUCCUGCCCCCUGUACACCUGGUACAACCUGCCCUACUCCAUCCUGGUGGUUGUUGAGAAGUACAUCCAGAACCUCUUCAUCAUUGAGUCCAUUCACCGAGAGCCGGAGAAGCUCUCCAAGGACAUCAGAACCCUGCAGGUGGUCACAGUCUGCAAUGGCAAUGCCACAUCCCUCCCUUCUUCUUGCUUCGAGAGCAGACCUGCAGCCGGGGACAUGGCUCCCCAGGACAGCGAGAUGCCACAUGCGGCCAAUGGAAAUAUGUGUCUGAGAGAAGUUGGUAGCAAAGAGGAAGAGGAGAAGAGCUGGGAAGGGGCCCUGGGCCCAGCCUGCCACGCCCAUUUCCUGCAGGGCAAUGCCCAGAGAAGAGUCUUAAGGAAUAUUGCAGCCUUUUUGUUCCUCUGCAAUAUUUCGCUCUGGAUCCCUCCCGCCUUCGGCUGCCGCCCCGAGUAUGACAACGGAUUGGAGGAAAUUGUCUUUGGCUUUGAACCCUGGAUAAUAGUGGUCAACCUGGCCAUGCCUUUUUCUAUUUUCUACCGAAUGCACGCAGCUGCCUCCCUCUUUGAGGUCUAUUGUAAGAUAUAAUCUGUAUCCACAUCAAAGACUGAGGAGAGAGCUAACAAGAGAAUUCAGUGGAGCCACCUGGGAAAGGCGAGGUCAGGCAAAUAUUGCCUUACAAAUGUGAGAAGGGCUGCCUUUUGUCUGCGAUAAUUGUUUUUCCCAUGAGCUGGAAUUGCCCAUCACCCUGGAUGAGUGUAAACCAGUUAGAUCAAAAUCUGAGAUGGCUGAAGUCUGCCCUUGGUUAGUUAAUUCUAAUUGAACCUAAAUUAUUUGAUCUCCUUCGAAAUGAGAUCCUCUGUUUUAGAAUAAUGUGAUUUCAGGUUGGAAAAGAAUAUAUCCAGUUUGUUUUUCAUUAAAAUAUUUUCUGUUAUCAUGUUACUAUAUACAACCUUUUCCUGACCAUCUGCAUAGUCUAAUCACCUUUAAAUUUUAUCUUUCCCAGAGCUGAUGAAUGUAGCUAAAAUCACAUUGAGUUUAUAUUGUACUUUCUGAAUACGUUUCAUUUUUUGAACAAAGUUAUUUUUAUCGUCUGGAUGGAAAUUUGUGUAUAGAUCAAUAUAAAGACAUAUUUCUCACCUGAAAUUUUGAUAUAUUUUCAUUUGUAAAGUUUUUUUUAAUACAUUAGUAUCUUUCACUAUAAAUAUAUAUAUGCUUAUUUUAGAAAAUUAGGACAUUUCAGAAGAGUAGAGAGAAAAAUCCCCUAAGAUGCCAUUGUUCAAUUGACAGUCAUGUUUUUCUUCCAGUUUAAUUGAGAUGUAAUUGACAUAUAGCACUGUAUAAGUUUAAGGUGUACAUUAAUGAUUUGGCUUACAUCAUGAAAUGAUUAUCACAAUAAGCUUCGUGAACACUCGUCAUCUCAUAUAGAUGCAAAAUUAAAGAUAAGGAUCUUGACAGUCAGUUUUUAAACAUCUUGAUGUGUUUCUUUUAACUGUGUUGGACUCACAGGAUUCUUUUCAUUGUUGUUUUGUUAUACCUGCCAGAGAUGAUGAGACAUAUUCAAUUUUGUAUGCAGUUUCCCCUCAACAGUAUGGCACAAACCUUCCCACCCGCAUUGUUAUAAACUCUUUGUAAAUAUAAUUUUCAUACUAUAUUCUAUUCUAUUGAGUACCGUAAUUAACUUAGUUUCCUAUUGUUGGUUUUAGAGUGUUUAUAACUUUUUGUUUUUAUUAGUGACUCUGCAAAAAUCCACCAUAUAUGUAAAACAUUUUCUAUAUUUAGAAUUCCUUCUUAAGAUAUAUCCUUAAGGGCUUCCCUGGUGGCGCAGUGGUUGAGAGUCCGCCUGCUGAUGCCGGGGACGCGGAAGAUCCCACGUCCCGCAGAGCUGCUGGGCCCGUGAGCCAUGGCCGCUGAGCCUGCGCGUCCGGAGCCUGUGCUCCUCAAAGGGAGAGGCCACAACCGUGAGAGGCCCGCGUACCGCAAGGAAAAAAAAAAAAAAAGAUAUAUCCUUAAAAUCAGGAUGCCAUAUCCAAAGGUUAUAAAUAGUUUAAAGCCUCUGAAGGAAUAUUGACAUUUGGGAUGGCUUUGUAUAUGCUUUUUCUUAAUUCUUUUAAAAUCAUAAUAAAAUUAGUUAACUUAC
Globicephala melas (long-finned pilot whale) is the source of this 3490-nucleotide messenger RNA. It is a transcript of the gene OTOP1, whose product is annotated as otopetrin 1. Gene Ontology annotation, cellular component: membrane. Lineage: Eukaryota; Metazoa; Chordata; Mammalia; Artiodactyla; Delphinidae. The record is from RefSeq and is a predicted model, not a curated record. Gene Ontology annotation, biological process: proton transmembrane transport; inner ear morphogenesis. Gene Ontology annotation, molecular function: proton channel activity.